CUCCUCCUAGCUGUGUGUGAGGGGCAGGCCUGCCCACAGGGAUACUGAGGCACAGGGACUGCACCCCUCCCAGGCGGACCCUGCACCCAAGGGGCAGCACUCCCAUCCACACACUUCACAGGCUCUGUCUGGGAAGGAAGUGUGCACCCAGCAGUGCCUGAGGUCCCGGAGCGUCACGCACCCUGGCUUCAUGAUUGGAAGGCUGAGCUGGGCGUGGGGUGUUAUUGCAGGACGCCCCGUCAUGGGAAGGGUCUCCAUAGGGGUCCACACGAGAGGAUGGAUGGCAGCUUGAGUCUCUGCAUGAGGAGGGUGACGCAACGGGCUGAGAAAAGUGGCUUUUAGGUAUUUUUAGGGUGUGACGGGCGGAAACAGCCCUCCUAUGUGACAUGUGGCCAGCUCAGCUUUGCUGGUGGCUGUGGAGGCGGGGAGAGGCUGAACUGCCCGGGGGCGUGGAUCUGGCCUGACCUUGGUGUGGGGAGGACGAGCUGGCCUUGGCUGCUUCAGGACACUCGCCCCAGUCAGGAGUUCUCUGUGCCAUAUGUUGGUUUUGUCAGUGCUGAGCUCUCCUAGGACCAGCCCCAAGGUUGGCCCUGAGACACGGACGGCACGAACAGUGACUUGAGAGAAACUGUCUGCACAAGGAAAUUAAAGCCUCUGAGAGAGCACAUGGCAGUCCUGCCAUGGACCCCUCCCUCCUCCCUCCUCCUAAACUAGGGGGGUGGUCAGAUGUCCCCUCCCUCCUCCCUUCCCUCCUCCCCUCCCUGCUUCUGAACUAGGUGGGUGGUCAGACAUCCCCUCCCUCCUCCCGUCUCCCUGGUUUGUUAGACCCUCUUGAGUAGUGGAGGAAAGAGCCCAUGUUGUGGAGUGACACGGUUUUCUGUGUUUUUGUCCAGCCCUGAGCUCAGAGUGGCAUGAGCAGCACAGUGUGCAGCUCAGGGCUGUUCAAGUCUAGGAGGGAGCAGGCGAGGCCCAGGGUGGCCUUUCGUGGCCGUCUUCCGGGGUCCUGGCAUCCUCAGUCUCGGUUUCCCCGUCUGCCAUGGUCGCAGGCUGCUCUGAAUGUGAGGGGCUGUGCAGUCGCCCUGGAGGAUCCCCUGAGUUCCCGGGACCCCGCGCCUUUCUCCACCAGUGCACAGGUGCCCCAGCCACCCGGUGGCUCGAGGCAUCUGCAGAGGAUGUCCGAAGGACGCCGUGGAUGUCGACGCUGUCAUCUCCCGGGUGGAGGCGACCUUCUCUCAGUUCCCGCACGAGAGAGCCACGAUGGACGACAUGGGCCAGGUGGCCAAGGCCUGUGGCUGCCCGCUGUACUGGAAGGGGCCGCUGUUCUACAGCGCUGGGGGCGAGCGCACCGGCCACGUCUCCGUCCACAGGUUCAUCGCCAUGUGGAGGAAGGUCCUGCAGAGCUGCCACGAUGAUGCCGCCAGGUUCACCCGUCUGCUCGUGAGCCCUGGGAGUGAGCACCUGGUGCAGGAGGACUUCGUCCCGUUUGUGCAGCUCGCCUUCAGCUGGCUGCAUGUUUGUGACGCACCUGUGCAGCUGAAUGUGUGCUGCGUCCCGACCAGCACAGCGUCCUCAGGAGCUUGUGGGCGAUGCCUGCCCACGUGCGCGAGCCCCCAGCCUUCUCCUCUCCCUCUGCACCCAGGACGUCGUGAACACACACCCGGGCCUGGCCUUCCUGAAGGACGCUCCGGAGUUCCACUCUCGGUCAUUCAGCGGAUCUUCUACACCGUGAACCGGUCCUGGUCGGGGAGGAUCACAUGCACAGAGCUGAGGAAAAGCUCCUUCCUGCAGAACGUGGCGCUGCUGGAGGAGGAAGCCGACAUCAACCAGCUGACAGAGUUCUUCUCCUACGAGCACUUCUAUGUCAUCUACUGCAAGUUCUGGGAGCUGGACACAGACCACGACCUGUUCAUAGACUCCAAGGACCUGGCGCGGCACAACGACCACGCCAUCUCCACAAAGAUGAUCGACAGAAUAUUCUCGGGGGCGGUGACGCGAGGUAAACGUGUACAGAAAGAGGGAAAACUGAGCUAUGCAGAUUUUGUCUGGUUUUUGAUCUCCGAAGAAGACAAGAAAACGCCAACCAGCAUCGAGUACUGGUUCCGUUGCAUGGACCUGGACGGUGACGGGACGCUGUCCAUGUACGAGCUCGAGUUCUUCUACGAGGAGCAGAGCCGCCGGCUGGACAGUAUGGCCAUCGAGGCGCUGCCCUUUGAGGACUGCCUCUGCCAGAUGCUGGACCUGGUCAGGCCCCAGAGCGAAGGGAAGAUCACUCUCCAGGACCUAAAGAAAUGUAAACAAGCAAAUGUGUUUUUUGAUACAUUUUUCAACAUCGAGAAGUACCUCGACCACGAGCAAAAAGAGCAGAUGUCCCUGCUGCGCGAGGGCGACAGCGACGGGCCCGAGCUCUCCGACUGGGAGAAGUACGCUGCCGAGGAGUACGACAUCCUCGUGGCCGAGGAGGCCGCCGGAGACUCCUGGGACGACGGGUUCGAGGCCGAGCUCAGCCCUGUGGACGCCAAGCUGAGCGGGCGGCAUCUGCAGCUGGACCCACGGCCGUUCCUGGAGGCUCCAUCUGCCCUGGGUGCUGUUGACUUGUUCGACUACGAGUGCGAGGAUGAGCUGCAGCUGCUGUGAGGCCGUGUGCAGACAGCAGGGCCUUGUAAAGACUAUAUUUAGUCACUGCGUUUGUGAGUGGGAACCAUGUUUGUAUGGAAUGAUAAAUUUUUAUUAUUUAUUCACCUCGGGA
This is a messenger RNA of Choloepus didactylus (southern two-toed sloth), 2746 nucleotides long. Its product is annotated as serine/threonine-protein phosphatase 2A regulatory subunit B'' subunit beta-like. Gene Ontology annotation, molecular function: protein phosphatase regulator activity; calcium ion binding. Gene Ontology annotation, biological process: protein dephosphorylation. The record is from RefSeq and is a predicted model, not a curated record. The coding region runs from base 1258 to 2634 and encodes 458 amino acids. The transcript is spliced from 13 exons. Gene Ontology annotation, cellular component: protein phosphatase type 2A complex. NCBI's taxonomy places the organism in Eukaryota, Metazoa, Chordata, Mammalia, Pilosa, Megalonychidae.